AUGGGGUCUCGCCUGUCGGUCACGGUCACAGAGCAUUCAGCCGGAUGGGAUAAUCGAGAGGAAGGAGCAUUUAGAUUUUCUUAUCUCGCACAGCAACCGCUGGCUUUCUCUCGGCUACAAUUUCACGCAGCGGAGGGAGGGGGUGAGCUUGGGAAUCUAGAGACGCAUGUUUCGGUACGAUUUUCCUCCAUACGACAACUUGUCUGCUUCCCCGAGACCUAUCCACAACAAACCCUACGUUCUCAGGGCGCUAGACCUACUGAGCGUAACGAUUCGGUUCCUGCAGCAACAUCGAUAUGUUAUUCUUUCGACCCCUUCCUUCUUUGCACACCCGUCAAAAACCUCAUCAUCCAGUAUGGACCGAGGUAG
Messenger RNA from Marasmius oreades (fairy-ring Marasmius), 369 nucleotides. RefSeq lists its product as uncharacterized. The record is from RefSeq and is a predicted model, not a curated record. Bases 1 to 369 code for a protein of 122 amino acids. NCBI's taxonomy places the organism in Eukaryota, Fungi, Basidiomycota, Agaricomycetes, Agaricales, Marasmiaceae. The transcript has a single exon.